Anastrepha obliqua is the source of this 579-nucleotide messenger RNA. RefSeq lists its product as uncharacterized. The record is from RefSeq and is a predicted model, not a curated record. NCBI's taxonomy places the organism in Eukaryota, Metazoa, Arthropoda, Insecta, Diptera, Tephritidae. The transcript has 2 exons. The coding region runs from base 45 to 557 and encodes 170 amino acids.
AAUUUGUACAGCAAACUGUAGCUACAUUAAUAUUGUGGAAAAAGAUGCAGAAUAUUUUAGUGAAAAUGCUUACCGCGGCAGCCCUACUCUGCCUAUCAGCGCUCACAACCACGGCCAGUCCUCUGUACUAUAAAUUCAGUAAAUACGGAAGAAUUAAUAUUGACCCUUUGCUCGCUUCCGCUUCCGAUAAUGUGCCAAUGGUGCAAAGCAAUAACUAUGACAUGGUUAUGGCCGAUGAAAAUUACCCCAUGGAAUCAAUGCACUAUCAGAAUUUCGAAAGUUUUUCCGAACCGAAAAUGGCGGAAGAUUCCGAUUUCAACAUGGACGAAGCACAGUUUCUACCCAAAAACACCCCUUUGCGUGCACCACAAUCCCUAUCGAAACAAGAGCGCGAAAUUCGCCAACUCGUCGAAGUGGCUGACCCCAAAUUGGAGAAGAAGAAGAUGCUGAAGUUAAAAAAAGGCUCCUCAGUACCGCGUGGACCAGAUGCUUAUCCAUGGGAUCAGUUUGAUUACGAUCUGUAUAGCGUAAAUCCGGCAAAUCAAAAGAAAUAUUAGUUUGCUCUUUGCGCACGGACUC